Messenger RNA from Miscanthus lutarioriparius, 480 nucleotides. The record is from the annotation of a GenBank genome assembly. NCBI's taxonomy places the organism in Eukaryota, Viridiplantae, Streptophyta, Magnoliopsida, Poales, Poaceae.
AUGGGUCGCAAAAGCGAGCACGCGAUCGAGGGCUUGUUUCCCGCUGCUGGGUUUCCGGGUGUCUGCGUCGCCGCGCAGAUCGACCUGUUCCAGGCGCAGCAGCACCCUGCGGCAGCAGCCAACGGCAGGGUCGCGCUCGUCGUCGUCUCCGGCAACGACUACUCCUACGCCGCCGACAAGGACAACAGCACAAGCCUGACACUUGCAAUGGCACGCAGGCCGCGAUCGCGUACAUCCCGAUUCCCGACGGUCGUAUGCUGCGAGACCUUCUUGAGCACCGCCGGCGGCUACUGCGGCCAGCAGGGCGACGACGGGACGAGGCAGUACGCGCUGUGCCACGACCCAAGCAAACACUUCUACUGGGACGUCGUCCACCCCACGCAGGCCGCCUGGGCCGCAGUCGCCGAGACUUUCAGGCCUAAGAUCCGCGAGUUCCUCUCCAAUUCAUUCCAACCCUUUUCAGUUUCUGUUGACACAUAA